AUGUCUCCUGUGUCAGCAACGACAAGCCCUGUGGCAAACUCUGUUCCCAACCCAGAGCCAAUUGCUAUCGUCGGUCUCGUCUUUGCCUUACAGUUGAAUGUAGGCUGUCGAUUUCCUGGUGAAUCCGACUCUCCCGACGAAUUCUGGGACUUCCUUCUGCAAAAGAAGUCAGCCCUCUCCCGGCCGCCACUAUCGCGAUUCAACAUUGAUGGAUUUCAUUCGAAAAAGAACAGUCCCGGUUCUCUGCGUCCGGAAGGUGGAUAUUUCAUCUCGGAUACAGUUUUCGACUUCGACCCAGCCUUCUUCGGGCUCACACGCAGCGAAGCCACGGCUAUGGAUCCACAGCAAAGGAAACUACUGGAGUGUGUCUUCGAGGCGUUUGAGUCUGGUGGCAUUCCGUUGGAGCAGGUCUCUGGCUCCAACACUGGUUGCUACAGUGGCGAGAUCGACGCUGCCGUGAUGGCAACCGACAAGAUGGGCGUCCUCUCGCCUACUUCUACCUGUCACACCUUCAGUUCAGAGGCAGAUGGAUAUGGCCGUGGAGAAGGAAUUGGCGCUUUAUACCUUAAGAGGCUCUCUGAUGCCGUUCGAGAUCGUGACCCCAUCCGUGGAGUGAUCCGGGGAACAGCGGCCAACUCAAACGGCAAGACCAGUGGUAUCACGCAGCCCAGCGCCAAAGGACAAGAAGCUGUGAUGCGGGAGGCUUAUCGCUUUGCUGGAAAUCUCGAUUACGCCGAAACGUCCUACUUUGAAUGCCACGGUACCGGAACUGCUGUCGGAGACCCUAUCGAGACCAUGGGUAUCUCACGUGUGUUUUUGCCAGAUGAAACGACUAGAGACUCGCUGCUGGUGGGUGCGGUCAAGACGAAUAUUGGCCACGGUGAAGCCUCUAGCGCCAUGGCUAGCAUUAUUAAGGUAAUAAUGUCCAUGGAGAACCGGACCAUUCCCGCCACAAUCGGAAUCACCUCUUAUAACCCCAAGAUUGACUUUCGUGGCGGCAAGCUGCAAGUUGUCCAGGACAACAUUCCAUGGCCGGAAAAUUACCCAGUCCGCCGUGCCAGUGUGAACUCUUUUGGCUACGGUGGCGCUAAUGCCCACGCAAUUAUCGAAGCCGCAGACUCAGUUCUUCCUGGAUAUAGGUCUUUUGCCCGCAAGGGCACGAAAGCAAUCACCCUAUCACCUACCCUCGAUACGAUUGGUGUAAACGGUUCUCGCGUUCCGGCCAUUGAGCGUGAGGAAUUUGUCCUUCCCUUCUCCGCACACGACUUUCCCACUCUGAAAAACUCUCUGGCAAAUAUCCGGAACGUGGCUGACCAGUACGACGUAUUCGACCUAGCAUUUACUCUGAGUGAACGUCGUUCACGCUUCUUCAAUCGUGCUUUCGCUGUCGUUGGUCGAGACUCUCCGGUCGAGGAUCUGGACGAUGAUGAGAUAGUAUUCGGCAAGCGUGGCAAUGGUGCCAACAUUGCUUUCAUCUUUACUGGUCAAGGCGCCCAGUCUCCACAGAUGGGCAAGGAGCUCAUGCAGCAGUUUCCUUCUUACAUUGCCACUAUCCGCAAGCUUGAUAGUAUCCUUGCCAAUCUCGGCCAAGAUUCUCCGCGCUGGACCAUCGAGGGAGCUCUUAUGGAGCCAGCUGCAACGAGCCUCAUUCAUGAUGUCGAGUUGUCCCAGCCUCUUUGCACCGCUGUUCAGAUCGCUUUGGUCGACCUACUCCACUCAUGGGGAAUAGUACCUCGUGCCUCAGUGGGUCAUUCCUCUGGCGAAAUAGCCUCUGCUUAUGCUGCUGGUAUUUUGACCGCGGAAGAAGCAAUUGUCUUCGCCUACUACCGUGGUUGGGCUGUCGGAAAGCUGAAUGCCCAGGGUACGAUGUUGGCUGUUGGUGCCAGUCCUGAAGAAGUCCAGCCUUUCCUCCAACCCGGCGUUAUCAUUGCAUGCUACAACUCCCCUGGCAGCGUCACCCUCAGCGGUGAUACUGAUGCAGUCCUGCAAGUGAAAUCCGCGCUAGAGCAGGCCAAGAUGUUCGUACGCGAAGUGAAGACUGGUGGUCGGGCCUACCAUUCACACCACAUGAAGCAGGUUGGAACUGCCUAUGAGGAACGCGCCCAAGCCGCGAUUCAAAACUUGCCUGCGCCCGCUGGGCCAGAUUUCAUUCGAAAGGCUACUUUCUUUUCCUCUGUCACUGGAAAAGUCUUGGACAAUUUCGUCAAGCUUGACGCGUCGUACUGGCGCGCCAACCUCGAGUCCCCGGUUCGAUUUACUACCGCCAUCAAUUCAAUGCUUUCGGCAGAUGAGCUUGCGAUCAAUUACACGAUUGAGCUUGGCCCUCACUCAGCUUUAGCGGGACCUCUACGUCAGAUCCGUGACAGCUUGGGCAGGUCUUCGAAAGACCUUGAUUACUCUGCCACUUUGGUUCGUGGUGAGAAUUCAGUCACGAGGCUUCUCACCGUAGCUGGUGCUUUGUUUGUCAAGGGCUACCCCGUUCAUCUCGGCCGUGUUAAUGCGAUUGAGAAACAACAGAGCCAUGGUUUGAGCAUCGAGUACGGAACGACCAUUGUCGAUUUGCCGAGGUACUCUUGGAACUACACCGACACCAAGAACAUGCGCCUAGAGAAUCGCCCCAACAACGAGGUCAGACACAGAACUUUCCCCCACCACGACCUCCUAGGCAGCAUCCUUCCAGGCGCGAUGGACAGCCAAAGACAGUGGAGAAAUCUUCUGGACAUCAAAAACUUCCAUUGGCUAGAGGAACACAAGCUCGGCUCUCAGCCCGUCCUUCCAGCGACUGGAUACUUGGCCAUCGCUGUUGAAGCUGCAAGGCAAUACUUCCAUGGUAGAGCAAAAUUAGAUGGACCAUUUAGAUACUUCUUUCCGCACAUCACGAUCAAGGCCGCCCUGAAUCUUCCCCCAGCCGGAACAACUGUUGAAAUUCUCACCAGCGUGAGAUUCAAGAAAGUAUCCGAUUCCGUGUCUUCCAAGCAGCAGCUCACCUUCACUAUCGCCUCCUGCUUCGAGUCAAUUUGGACCGAGCAUUGUGUAGGAACUGUCCAGCGGGAGGCCGUUUUCAGUCCCGAUCCAAUCUUCGAUGUGACUGCCUUGGCGGAGCCAAAGACAUCGCACACCUGGUACAAUGGCUUCAAAAAAAUUUCUCUCAACUAUGGACCACCUUUCGCUGGACUCACAGACAUCUUGACAGAUCCUGCAUUGACGCAGUGCGUAGCUACCACUCCUAUGCUGGCCGAGGGUGUUGAUCCUCUCGAUUCUUCCUACAUUGUUCACCCGACCACCAUGGACACGUGCGUGCAGGCCAUUCUUAUUGCUGCGCACAAGGGAUCGUUGAAAGAGCUCAACAGAUCCUUUGUUCCUGUCAGCAUGGAAGACGUUUCCAUCUGGUCGAUGCACGGCGAAUCCAUUCCUCCACUUCAGACUGCAUCGGGCAAGGUCCUCGCCGAAGGCACGGUGAGCAGUUUGCGAGCGCUUCACGGUUCCUGCCAGCUCAGUAUCAACGGGAAGCCUGUUUUCGAGGCCAAGAAGAUCAAUAGCAUCGUCUAUGCCGAGGAUCUCAACCCUGAAACGAAGUUGAACCGCCAUCCUUAUCUGCGCUGCCUUUGGAAGCCUGAUAUCGAGAAGCUUUCCUCGAAUGCCCUGCAAAAGUUCUUUGUGGACGAGAAACCAUCUACGACGUCAUAUGUAGACGCUUUGCUUGAUGUCUUGGUCCAUAAAUAUCCUUCAUUGGAUAUUCUGAUUGCAGGGGCCAAGGAACCUGAGUUCUUGUACUCUAUCCUGGAAGCUGACUCUACUAUGAGGCGUUUCAAGUCCGUGACUGCACUCACUACGUCGGAAGACCAACUAGCUUUCUUUGAGAAGGCCCUCUCCACAACUGCAGCAGUCGGCCAGCUUCUUGGGGAAACUCCCACUCUCGAUGGAAAGCUUUUCAACCUGGCCGUUGUAGAGGCGAAGGGCGAUGUCCCCGAAAUUCUUUCCAGGUUGAGGUUAAUCCUAAACGCCGACGGACGAAUCCUUCUGCACGGCGACACAGAGCCAUCGAAAGACUGGACUGUUGGUCUUCAAUCUCUGGAUUUGGAGGUCUUCGGAUCUUUCACAGAGGGCAAGACAUGGGUGACCUUGAUAAACCCACUGAAGCCUCUUGCAGCUCCUCCAUUGGAUGGCCUUACACUGGUUUCCCGUACACCUGACGCUAAGAUUGCUCACAGCGUCAAACAGGAGCUUGCAAAGUACGGUCCAGUUGUUGAGACCGUUUCCCUCGCCGAUUCCAGUUUCAACUGCAGCAACAAUACCAUUGUUGUUGUUGCCGAGACGGAUGGCACCCUAUUCAACCAGUCCAUGACUGACAAGGAGCUGAAGAAUCUGCAACGCAUCGCCGAACAGGCCAGCACUGUUCUUUGGGUCACCCACGGCGAUCUUCUGGUGGGGGCUGACCCUAACGCUGCCAUUGUCAUGGGUCUGGGAAGAUGUCUCCAGUCUGAGUACCCGACGUUAGAUUUCAUCUUCUUGGACGUCGAUCACAGAGCAUCACGUCCCCUGGCCAGCCAGAUACAUACCGUCCUCCAAACUAUUGGUACGGUUUCUACCAUCGAUCGCGAGUACUUGGUUAAGAACGACACAUUCUACGUCAGCCGUCUGUCACAUGAUCGCGCCCACGACGCGGCCUUCUCUGCCCUGCUUGAUACCACAACGACCAAGCAACAGUACACCACGGACAGGAAAAUGCGCCUCAAAAUUGAGCGCCCGGGUCUGCUGGAGUCUCUCCACUUCCAAGCCGUGCCGCUCGAAGAUAGCCUUAGCCUCGACGAAGCCGAAGUGGAAGUGAAGGCCAUUGGGUUGAACAUGAAGGAAGUUGCGACUUUCCGGGGCAACUUCAACUCUUUGUCACUCAGUCACGAAGGCUCUGGUAUUGUGCGACGGGUCGGCGCCAACGUCACCAACGUUAGAGUCGGCGACAAGGUCUGCUGGAUGGCAAAGGGACUCUUCCAGAACAUUGAGACAUUCAAGGCUAAGUUUCUGCAUAAGAUCGCCGAUACUGACUCUCACGAGGAGGUCGCAACAAUGCCGCUGGCCUACUCGACAGCAGUCUAUGGUCUCCUCCAUCUCGGUCGCCUCAAGAAGGGAGAAGUAAUUUUGAUCCACUCCGGUACCGGUGGUGUAGGUCUUGCCGCUAUUCAGAUCGCCCAGAUGGUUGGCGCCAAGGUAUUUGCGACGGUCGGUACAGAGACGAAGAGGAAUUUUCUCCACGAAGCCUACGGCCUUCCUCACAGCCAAAUCCUGAAUUCUCGCGACACUUCUUUCGCUGAGGGCGUUAUGAAGGCUACUAACGGUCGCGGUGUCGACGUUACGUUGAACUCGCUCGUCCGUGAGCAGCUUCAUGCCACUUGGUCUUGUAUUGCCACUCAGGGUCGCCACAUUGAAAUUGGUCUCAAUGACAUCCUCGACUAUGGUGACUUGGACAUGAGCGUUUUCAAGCGUGGUGCGUCUUUCGCAGCUUUCGACUUUGGAGUCGUGGCCGAUGAAACGCCUGAUGUCGCAGUGGCCGUCAUGAAGGAGGUUGUCGGUUAUUUCCGUGAGGGCAAGAUCAAGCCCUUGUCACCUUCUUCUGUUUAUCCGGCGUCCGAGGUUACGAAAGCUUUUAUGCAAUUCAAUAACGCCAAACGAUGUCUGGGCGGUCUGGGACGCUGCUUUGCUCGCGAGAUGGUCCAACAAGGUGCCCGUCACUUAAUCUUCCUUGGUCGAUCUGGUGACGAGAAGCCUGAGGCUUCUGUCAUGGUUCGUCGCAUGCGUAGCGAAGGUGUGGACGUUCAAGUAAUCAAGGGCGAUGUAAGUAAGCAGGAGGACGUCCUUCGCGCCGUCAAGGCAGCCAAGGUGCCCAUUGCUGGUGUACUGCAAGGUGUGAUGGCGCUCGAUGUAAGCAAACCUCAUCCCACCAUGGCUUCUGGGGCCGGAACUUACGACAUCAACAGCUGGAAUUAUGCCAUUGAUCCCAAGGUUGCCGGUACCUGGAACCUCCACAACGCCCUGGCAGAUCAGCCUCUCGACUUUUUCAUCAUGAUCAGUUCCAUUUCUGCAAUGACUGGUGCUCCAACCCAGGGCAACUACUGUGCUGCGAACACCUUCUUGGAUUUCUUCGCUCGCUACCGUCGCCAAAUGGGUCUUCCCGCCACCACGAUUGCGCUUAGCAUGGUUCUCGAAGUUGGUUUCGUGAGCCAGAGUCUCACCAUCGAGCAGGGAAUCUCCCGCUCUGGUAUCCACGGCAUCGAUGAGAAGGACUUCAUUCGCCUCAUUGAGGCAGGUGUAGCCCCACAGCCAGACUCUAAGUGGCUGUUCGACCACUCUGCCAACUGCUUCCUCGUCUCCGGACUGGAGCCUGCCAAACUUGCUUCUGACAUCGAUGUCAAUGACUUCCGCUUUUGGCUGCAGCCACGUGUUGGGCCGCUGCUGAAUGCCAUCCUUGCAUCUGACGGUAACGACGCAGGGGCUGCCAAGGCUAAGAUCGCGCUGGACCUCCCCGGCAUCCUGGAACAGGUUAUCACCAAGUUUGCGAAGACGUUCAGUCUCGAGGCUGAGGAUAUUGAUACUACCAAGCCACUGUCAAGCUAUGGCAUGGAUAGUAUGAUCGGAACUGAUCUCAGGAACUGGUGUUAUAAGCAGUUGGGAGCUGACAUUCCUACUUCUGAUUUCAUGGGACCUUCGCUAACAGCUCAAUCGCUAGCUCAGAAAGCAUUCUCUCUUCUUUCUAGUUAA
Parastagonospora nodorum SN15 is the source of this 6753-nucleotide messenger RNA. RefSeq lists its product as hypothetical. The record is from RefSeq and is a predicted model, not a curated record. The transcript is spliced from 7 exons. Gene Ontology annotation, biological process: fatty acid biosynthetic process; secondary metabolite biosynthetic process. Gene Ontology annotation, molecular function: oxidoreductase activity; fatty acid synthase activity; phosphopantetheine binding. The coding region runs from base 1 to 6753 and encodes 2250 amino acids. NCBI's taxonomy places the organism in Eukaryota, Fungi, Ascomycota, Dothideomycetes, Pleosporales, Phaeosphaeriaceae.